Molecule: messenger RNA, 2010 nt
Organism: Bipolaris maydis ATCC 48331
Lineage: Eukaryota; Fungi; Ascomycota; Dothideomycetes; Pleosporales; Pleosporaceae
Cellular component (GO): cytoplasm
Source: RefSeq, a predicted model, not a curated record
AACCGCAUUCUGUACACUAAAGCCGUCCAUACUGCACCAACCCCAGCAGAGCUCCAGCCAUGACCGAACUCAGCGUUUACGACAAUGACCCGACCAUAUACCUCUUCACAUCCCUGACCGCCGGGUCUUCGCACAUCAUCACUGCCACUUCGCGAAUCGAGACAAUUCUCAGAGCGAACAAGAUUCCAUUUAAAGGGGUAGACACAGCUACUGACGAGCUAGCCAAGAAGCUGUUCCAGCGGAGAGCAAGUGGAAAGAAGCUACCCCUGAUAGUCAAAGAAGGAUAUGUGCUAGGUGGCAUUACGGAGAUUGAAGAAUGGAACGAAUACGACGAGAUCAGAGAGGCACUGGGGGUGACCUCCGCCUUCACCCCCUUUCCCGCCAAACCAGGGCCGCCGCCCAUGGCAGCCUCCGCCAGCACCGCCGCGCCCACAUCGCUCAAGAGCGCAGCUGCAAAGGAAGAUGACAUCCCGGUCCUGAGCCCAGAGACGAAUCUCGCGCUGCGAGAGCUGGGUGCUGAGGCAGCAAAGAAGGCAGCUUCAUUGAAGCCCACCCCUGGCAAUAUCAAGACUACAAAUCCGUUGUUGGCCGAGAAGACGAACACCCCGACUUCUGCUACUAUGCUCAAGAGUCCGUUGAAGGAAGAACUGAAGAAUGUUCUUUCGCCCCGGUCCGUUCCCCUGCCUGAUACGCCAAAGGUUGCCACACCGACUACACCCAGCGUCGCGGCGGAUGCAAAGGCCGCUGCUCCCACGGCGAAGACGGAUGCAAAUGAGGAUACAAAAGAAGAUACAAAAGAAGAUACAAAAGAAGAUACAAAAGAAGACGCAAAGGAAGAUGUAAAGGAGGAAUCGGAGGUAGAAGCGGAGGCAGAAUCGGAGGUGGAAGUGAAGGCCGAGGCAAAAGCUGAGGCGACAACCGAAGAAAAGACUGAACCACAGACCGAGACCAAAGCUGAAACAAAGACUGAGGCAAAGGCUGCACCAAAGACUGAUGCAAAGGCUACACCAAAGACUGGAGCAAAGACUGUGGCAAAGGCAGGGUCAAAGACUGAAGCAAAGACCGAGGCAAAGAAGAGUGUGAAGGCGGUAGUCAAGCCCGCUGCGAGCAAAGAUGUCAAGGGCAAGGACAUCAAGGCGAAAGAUACAAAAGCAAAGGACGUUAAAUCGAAAGAUGUCAAACCAAAGGAUACCAAGGCAAGCACCACAGGCUCUAAAAUACCAAAAGCGUCAUCAACAUCGACGACAACAACACGAAAACCUACCACUGGUCUCUUUGGAAUCCCAAAGGCUGCGCCAAAGUCCAAGCCCAAAGCAGCAUCUGCAUCUACAAGCAAAACUGCAACGUCUGCAACCUCGGCAUCAACCAGCAGGGCUGCGACAUCAGCAUCUGCUGGCAAGGCUACGGUCAAAUCCAAGGACGCAAAGCCAAAGGAUACAAAGACAUUGAAAGCAACUGCAGCAAAGAGUAUUCCCAAAAUAUCCGAUGUACAGAAGCCCGUCCAAACACCUCCUUCCAUGCAUGACGACGCCAAGAACCCCGCACUGAGUGCUGGUCCGAUAAGCACUACGCAGGCAGAAGCCAGUAAAGAGGAAGAGGACAAGGAGGGCAGUGGCGAAGAAGAAGAACAAGAAGACUCUGAAGAGGAAAGCUCCGAGGAGGAAGACGAUGAGGAGGUAGACAAAAAUGCUGGCACAUCUGUAGCCACAAAGGACGGCGCUGCUACUGCUGCUGCCGCUGCCACCAAAGAAAGCAGUUCUGAGGAAGAAGAAGACGACGACAGCGACGAGGAAGAAAGCGAGCAAGAAGAAUCAGCAGAGGGCGAAGCAGCAAAGGGUAAAGCAGCAGUACCAGCAAAGAAGAAAGAAGAGGAUGAAGAGGAUGACGAGGACGACGACAAUGAAGAAGAAGAUAGCGACGCUGACCAAGAGGAAAGCAGUGAAGAAGAAGUAAAAGAAGACAGGGAGGACCCCAAGAAGACCCAGGAGCAAUCCCCCGCUAAAGCAUAGG